AUGCCACGGAUCUGGUACUUGUGGGCUGCCCUUUGGGCCGUUCUAGCUGUAGCUACAGCUCAACGCAUCCCAGGUGACUCCCACGGCAUGGAUGCCCAUUGCAGCUCUCCUUCCACUCUCCUCCCCUGGGUGGCCCAGGUCCUUUUUGCGCUGCUGCUGCGGCUGCUGCGGCAGCAUACCUGGAACUCGGGGCUGUACCCCACGUGGCAAGAGGGCGACCCCAGGCAGCGGACCUGCUGGCGAGGUGGCGAUGUGAGCUUCGACAUCAGCAAUGAUGCCCCAACAAUAACAGGAGCCAAAGCCACAUUCAGCAUUGCCCUGCGCUUCCCCAGCAACCAGACGGUGCUGCCAGAUGGACGCGUGGUGUGGAGCCAGAACUGCUCCAUAAACGGAACACGCGUGAUGCAGGGAGAGCCUGUUUUCCCUGACCAGGAGGCCAAAGGCUCGGACUCCUUCUUUCCCGAUGGGCAGCCCUUCCCCUCAAAUGGCCGUGGAAGGCGUGGCAAGUUUGUCUACGUCUGGCAGACAUGGGGACGUUACUGGCAGGUAGUAGAUGGUCCCUCAUCUCAGCUGACUGUUGAAACCAGUGAUAUCCCUCUGGGUUCCUACACCAUGAAUGUGGAGGUCUACCACUAUCGGGGACGUGAGAAAUUCAUCCCAAUCGGUGGCACCUCAUCUCAAUUCAGCAUCACUGAUCAGAUCCCGUUCAAUGUGGACAUAGCACAGGUCGAAGGGGCCAAUGGCCGCUUUGUACGAAACCGGGCCAUUUCCUUUGGUGUGCGCCUCCACGACCCCAGUCAAUACCUGCGUGAUGCUGACAUCUCCUAUUCCUGGGAUUUUGGGGACCAGAGUGGGACACUGAUAUCUCGAUCCGCCAUGGUUACCCACACCUACCUUGCUGCUGGGACCUUCAGCCCUCGUGUGGUGCUCCAGGCUGCCAUCCCAUUGGCCUCUUGUGGAAGCAGCACGACGGAUGCGCCAGUCGUCGUAGCCACAACAACGGCAAGUGGCACCCCUGGGCCAGCGACCAGUGCUUUUCCCACUGUGGUCAGCUCCGAGGGCAUCCAGACCACUGCCCCAGCUGCCGCAACUUCGGCAUUCGUAACAGAACGGCCACCAGGGACGGGCUCUGUUCCCGCUGCAGUAGCAUCUGUCACCGUGAUCAGCACCAUGCCUGAAGGGGCAGAUUUAGCUGUUGCAUCUGUGGAGCCUGGAACUGCUGCCUCUGCUGCUCCGGCUGAAGAAGCCGCAGGCACCGCGGACCCUGCAUCUGGGACUGCUGCCACGCCUGCACCUCUUCCAGGCACCGUGGCAUUGGCGUCCACGUCCAGCGUGGUGUCGGCAUCCCUACCUGGCACUGCAGGGGCUGCUUCUCCAUCCGUGGUGGCACCCGAGGAUGACCCCAACACUCUGGCAGCCACAGUUUUGUCCUCUGGGGCACCUGCAACAGGACCCCCUGGAGCAAGCACAGCCCUCUCCAGCGUGGCCAACACAGCAGCAUCUCCAGCAGCAGCAGAUGUUGCUGAAGAUCCAUCAACCAUCGGCCUGGCCGGAUCCGUCACACCGGACACUGAAACAACUUCAACUGAUGCUGCCCAGAUCUUGGUAAAGCGCCAGGCACCAGCUGGCUGCCUCCUCUACCGCUACGGGACCUUCGCCACUGAUCUGGACAUUGUCCAGGGCAUCGAGAGCGUAGAAAUUGUGCAAGUGGUACCACUGGUGUCGGCCGUUGCAGCAAACACAGUAGAUCUCACAGUGACCUGCCAAGGAAGCCUCCCAGAAGAAGUCUGUACCACCAUUUCGGACCCCGAGUGCUUGAUGGCCCAGGAAACGGUGUGCAGCCCUGUGCAGCCUAGCCCGGACUGCCUGCUGGUUUUGCGCCAAGCCUUCAACCAGUCCGGCCUCUACUGUGUCAACAUCUCCCUCGCUGAUGCCAAUAGCCUUGCCGUUGCCAGCACCCAAGUCAGUGUCCAAGCAGGAAGAACUUCAGCUUCAGCCCAAGUUUCACUAGUGGUGGGCCUAGUCCUAGUUGCUGCUGCCUUGGGUGCGGUUGUCUAUACCUACAGGCAUGUAAAAUACACCCCUCUACGUGCAGUGAUGUCCUCUGGUACCUCUCCCAGGAGAUGGCUGCCUGACCGCACCAGUGUACGCCUCUUCCUACGCCAGGCUUUUGGGCAAGGGGCCAGUGGGGAAAGCAGCCCACUCCUGAGUGGCCACGUGAUCUGA
This is a messenger RNA of Varanus komodoensis (Komodo dragon), 2226 nucleotides long. It is a transcript of the gene PMEL, whose product is annotated as premelanosome protein. The transcript is spliced from 13 exons. Gene Ontology annotation, cellular component: melanosome. Gene Ontology annotation, biological process: melanosome organization. Lineage: Eukaryota; Metazoa; Chordata; Lepidosauria; Squamata; Varanidae. The record is from RefSeq and is a predicted model, not a curated record. Bases 1 to 2226 code for a protein of 741 amino acids.